Messenger RNA from Hemicordylus capensis (graceful crag lizard), 1435 nucleotides. It is a transcript of the gene SNAPC1, whose product is annotated as small nuclear RNA activating complex polypeptide 1. Gene Ontology annotation, cellular component: snRNA-activating protein complex. Gene Ontology annotation, molecular function: sequence-specific DNA binding. The transcript is spliced from 10 exons. Bases 91 to 1206 code for a protein of 371 amino acids. Gene Ontology annotation, biological process: snRNA transcription by RNA polymerase II; snRNA transcription by RNA polymerase III. NCBI's taxonomy places the organism in Eukaryota, Metazoa, Chordata, Lepidosauria, Squamata, Cordylidae. The record is from RefSeq and is a predicted model, not a curated record.
UGAGCAUGCUCAGUUGCAGCGGAAACAAAAAGCAGCAGGAAAGGGGCCGUUCAUUCUCCGUCGUCUCUGCCGGGAGCUCGACCGGGGGCCAUGAGCGGCUGGCCGGGGCUGAGGACGGACUGCGAGGGGCUGCUGCAGCAUUUCCAGAAUGCCGACAGUGUCCGUUUCGAGGACUUCGCCUUACUCUGGAAGCAGCACCGCUUCCACACCAUCUUCUAUGGUAAAAUAAGGCCUUUGGAGCAGACGAAAUUCUCCAAAGAAGCUUUAGCUCUGGUGUGGCCAUACUUCUUGCCGCCUCAUGCUUUCCAGAUCAGAGUUGGUGCCCUUUAUCUUCUGUAUGGAUUAUACAAUAUGCAGCUCUGUCAGCCAAAGCAGAAGAUCAGAGUUUCACUCAAAGAUUGGGAGGAAGUCCAGAAAUUUCAACAGGAGCUAUUAGAUGCACGGCACUAUGAUGCAGCUUAUGUUUUCAGGAAGCUUCGAGUGGACAAAGCAUUCUACUUUACAGCCAUGCCCAAACUACUUUCAUUUAGAACUAAAAAGAACAUGGACAGCAGUACUGAAACAAAGCAGGAAUUCAAGGGUCCAGAUGACAGAGUUGCUGGGCUUAGUACGGCUGACUGUUUAGAGGAAAUGCAAAAUGUUCAUGACCACUACCAAAAAAUGAAAUGUUUGAUCUCCAUGGACCAAUCCCAGCCAGACAAGGCUCUUAAUCUAAUCAAAGAUGACUUUGUAACCAACUUCAGGGAUAUAAUUUCGGAGUACCAGCAGUGGCAGAAGAACAAGGUGGAGUCACCCUUCAUAACUGCAGGUGAAGAAGCGAUGAAGGCAAAGGAAGGAUCUUCGCGAGAAUCUGAAGGGUCUGAAAGAGCCAGAGCAUUAGCUGACAUCAAAUUCAAGUCUUACUCUGCAGUUGCUCAGGCUUCUAAAUCAAGACGACAUCGUCAAGUUAAGCUGGAGUCUUCUGAAUAUGAGUCAGAUCACAGAAAAUCACCCAGGGGCAAAAGAGCCAGGAAGAGGUUACAGCCUGUGAGGAGGAAAGAGACUCAGCAAAACAGAGGAGCGUUGCAAGCCAUAAAGGAAGAAGGAGUUGGCCGGAUCCUGAGUAUGCCUGUGAUUACAGAGGAUGAGGAAGAUGAUGAUGCUGAGGAAGACCACCACUCUAGUGAUGAAGCUUUUGUACCCUUCAAGAGGAAAAGGACUCGUUAAAAGGUUAUCUAAAUGGAAAACGCCAUGUAGGAAUUGAGUUUGUGUGAUUGCAAUGUUUCUGCAGCCAGUGGAAGAGGCAACGCUGGUAGUCCAAAGCCAUAAAGAAAAUGUACGCAUCCACUCUUUUUUUGUGUCAAGAAGGCAAAAAAGAACCCACAGAAAACUCAAAUUAAGGAAGAGUAACUCAGUGGUAUUUAAAAUAAAGUUUUGGUAGAGAAAACCUUGUGAA